CGCCAUAUUCGCUCAACGCGUAUUGUGCUCACAUGCGUUUAUGCUGUGAUAAAGCUCAAUAUUUCGUCUUUUCUGCUCAAAUAUACGUAAGUAUUCCCCGGCUUCUGACUAUAUCCACCGCUCAGGAAAUAAUCUGGACUUCUGAACCUUGUACAUAGCUUGUACCAUAAUCUGUAAAAAGUUUCAACUAUGAAGGGUGGGACACAGGCAGCUCAAAACAUGCACUACAUACCACAGACAGACCAAUCACACACAAAAAAGCCAACAGCAGAACAGCUUCAAUAUGCCAAACUGCUGAACAAUGAAGACCAAAAACACAUUCAAGAUCAGCUCAAGCAGGUUGCAGACAUGACAGGCAGAAGUAUAGAUGAAGCUUCUGUAGCACUACAUGACUGCAACUAUGACACAGAACAAGCCAUUAACACACUGUUUGAAGGAAAAGUGGAUCAGAGUGAAUGGAUUGUGAGUAAUCGUAAGAAGAAGCACCAAGGUGGGAGUUCACAGGGUCUUGAUAAUAUCAUGACAUCACAGACAGGCUCCAGCAGCAGAACCACUUCCCGGCCAUCACGAGGGGGAAGGGGAGGGCGAAACCGGUCUUCUGACAAAAGUGGCUUUGACUCCGAUCAUCGAGAUGACAAUGGGAAUGUGGAAAAUGGGCGGGGGCGGGGAUCACGUGAAGACAGGUCAUCAGAUCGCAGAGCUCCUGGUGGGAGAGGCGGUCCUCCCAGGAAAGGGCGCGGUGGGGGCAGAGGUCGCUUAUUCCCCACCCGGGGGCGAGCUGGACGUCUAAGCUCAAGACCUUCAGCACCCGCGUCUAAUGGCCCAACUGAAAAUGGAACAGAAUUAUGGGAUAUCAAUGACAAUGACUCAGGAAAGGAGAAAACUGAGAUGUGGGAAGAUCUGCCUCAAGGAACUGAAGACUGGGGACAAGAUGAAUGGACGCCUUCUCCUGUGGCUGAGACUACAACUCCAGGUAGCGAUUCCUUAUUCAGUUCAGCACCACCCUCUAGCAGUUGGCCUGAUCGUGAACAAGGUAAUAAAUGGGGUGACAACGAACCCACACCAUCAUCAACAUCCAAUGGGACAGCCCUCUCUAGUGGGGUUAUAGGCCUGGAGGAGAGCCGAGAAAAGUCGUUUACACCAGAAAGUGUCGAUGUUGCAAUUAUCCAUUCCAAGCUAGCGCAAAACCAAACUGACUCUUCCCCAAACCCAAACCCACUCCUUAUGCGCAUCCCGUUACCUGGAGAGAUGUCAAGACACAACAACCAUCUGGGACCCAUCGGCAAGCUGCUAGAGAAUGCUAACGUCCAGUCAAACAACCAAGCAGUGCCACAGCCACAAGCGCAGCGACAACCAAGGCAGAAUAGACCCAAGAAGACACCUAAAUCCCAGAUACCUGAGCAGGCUGUUGAGAUGCCUGGUUCAAUGGCUGACAGUCUUGAUGUCCAGUUUGGUAAUUUGGAGUUUGGUGGUGACGCAGAGACUCUCCCCAGGCACCAGACAAAGGGCAUGGACUCGUCAGCCCAUCUUGGCACUGAAGAAUCUAGAGAACCCCAACAGAGUGAGAUUCCAAGUGUCAAGCCAGAGCCAGAAGAGCGCUCCUUGCCAACCUCUCUACCGUCAUCACUUUCUAGAACAGUCCCAAUAACAACCGCAGCAACUACAUCUGCUAGUGGUAUGACCAUGGUUGAGGACAACACCCAGCGCCACUACCAGCAUCACAGGGCCAUCGAGAAGAGCCAUAUUCCUGAGCCAAUUCCUUUGCCCAAUCAGAUGGAUAAAAGAGAAGCAGUCCUUCAGCAGCAGCCUGACCAUACCACAGCCCCUUCUGCCCUAAGUUCUUCAGCCACAGCCGCGCCCUCCCUUGGAGGCUCACGGAACCAGGUACCCUCUCAGUCAAGCCUGACCCAGUUGGCCUCCAGCUUGUCAAAAGAGAGUUCCCUCGACAGCAGAGCCUAUCAGAACACCCAGCUCCCAGUUGCCACUCAGCAAACAUACACGUCCAAGGAACAACUUGCGUCUGUUGGUCUUGGUCACCACAGCACCUUAGGCAGCGCCAUAACGGCUGCUUCACUGCAGAGAAAAGACUUGUCGGCGACAAGCUCACUUCCUCCUCCACCACCUCCGGGUGUGCCCAUCACGUCUUUGCAUGCAACUGCUGGGAUUGGAUUGUCAACAGUUACCGUGUCAAGUUCAAGCAGGCCUAACCAGCAUUCAUGCAAACCUAACCUGCCACCUGGGGUCUUACCAAUGAACACUCUAUAUGGCAUGCAACAACCUGGUCUUGUACCGGCAUACUCACUGCCGUACGGCUACGAGGACCUGCAGCGCUUACAGAUGUCUGGAUACUACAAUGUCCCCUUCCAGACGCAAGGGCGGGAAGCCCUCCAGGGAACUUACCAAGCAGACCAGAAGUUUGGCCGUAGUGAUGCAUCGUCCCCUGUUCAGACGACAAUGAACCAAGCCGCCACGCCUGGCCAGCACCACCUUCAGCAACAAGCAUAUAUGAAUGCCGCAAUGCCACACCCAUAUGGUUAUGGUGGGUUGGCAUUCUACCCUGGAAGUGGGAUGCUCCCUAGUGGCUUCCCAGCUUACACAGCACCAAUGUACCAGCAAAUGCCGACCAAGACGCAUGGCACCACAUCACAAUACCAACAGCAGGCAUAUAGUAAUCAGCACGGAUCACACAGCUUUAACACAGGUUAUGAUGACCUCAGCGGUGGAAGUCAUGAUUAUGGCAAGUCUGCAUAUCACUUAUCCGUCUCGCAACCUCAGAGCAAAUCAAACUCUGUCACAAGUAGCUCAGGUGACCUGGGAGGGAGCUCCUACAAAGCACAGGUUGGCAAGUUCGGCGACAGUAAAGCAUUCCUUGGAAGCACCCCUCCACCCGCCCUCAACCUUAACGUCCAGGGACAGCACGGUCACAUGAGCAACUACCCCACCCACACGGCACCCUUCAUGAACAUGAUGCCGCAGGCCCAGCAGCACCACCAGGCAUCUAUCUUCCACCACCACCAGCAGCAACAGCAGCAACACCACCUCCCUCAUCACCAUCAGGAGAUGAGUGGCGGCAACCUUUCACAGCGAGGAGGUGGCCAGCAGAGUCAGCUCGGCAAGCAGUCCCAGAGCAAAGGAUACCCAGGAGGAUUCUGGUCUAGUGCUAACAAGUCCUUAUAGAUUUCUUGGGGUGCCCUGGAGCUUUCAUGAUCCAGAUUGUGUGAUCUCCCUAGAACGGAACACUUCAUACAUCCGACAUGUCAGUCAAGCUUGCACGAUGAGGUCCUAGAGAAUAGCUGACGCAAUGACAGUGAACUUGUCCCACAAAAGCCUCACAGAAGCUUUUUAAGUCCGUGAUCUGGGGCAAAAAGGAUAAGUUGUUUCCAGCGAACUAGCAAAUGUACUUUCUGGACAGCUGCUUGUUUUCUAUGCCAAGCCCGCCAAGUAUUUUACUUCGUAAAUAGCCUUUGUCUGCCGCCACUUUGACAUCCUCAUAAAAUGGCUUCCAAUAUUGAUUAAAAACAGUAACAAAGGUGUCGUUGACAAGGGCUCUUUGGGUUUGCUGGACAAAAAUCCUUCUAUAUCUUGCCUUUUAUUCCUGAUUUUGUAAAACAUUAGCGUGUGACUUUGGUGGGACAAUGAGUGACUUCUUAUCUGAUUGGCUAAUCACGCAUGUAUGAUUGACAGGCCUGGUAUAUGGAUUGAUCGUCUAUGUAGAAUUAGAGUUAAUCAAAGAGACCCAUGUUUUCAGACAAUAGAAUAGAUCGUGAGGUAUAGAAAAAAGAUUGUGAUGAAAUUCUUUAAGUCACGUCUCCGCAUAAGUCCUGUUAUUCAGUAAUUCCCAAAUGAGACAACUCCUCCAUGAGUUAUUCAUAGUUCUGUUCAAAUGAGGGACGCACAGACACACGUAAUACAUAGUUGUGCCUGGGCCUAAUACUAGUAAAAAAAUCACAAAGAUUUACCCGUAUAAUCAAGGUAUUUUAGCUUGCCCCAAAAGUGGUAGUGUAAGUUUCAAGAGAUUGGUCGGUAUAUCGAGGGUUGACUGUGCCCUUCUGCUGCUAGUGUCCAAUAUAUUAGGGUCUGUAGUGUAAAUUAAGACCAUUGUACAGUCACAGUAUUAAAAGUGCAUGUAAAUGUUUGCUAUAUAAUUUAAUUUUGAAGCAUUUAGAAACCAUGAUAUUUGCAAACAAUAUUUUACAUCUCCUUACAAUAAAAUGAGCAGGAAUUUG
Molecule: messenger RNA, 4226 nt
Organism: Nematostella vectensis (starlet sea anemone)
Lineage: Eukaryota; Metazoa; Cnidaria; Anthozoa; Actiniaria; Edwardsiidae
Product: ubiquitin-associated protein 2
Exons: 21
Coding region: 190-3177 (995 amino acids)
Cellular component (GO): nucleus; cytoplasm
Molecular function (GO): protein binding
Source: RefSeq, a predicted model, not a curated record